CCUGCUACAUAACAACACUUCCCUCUUUUACGUCACACAAAAGGCCCAAAAUCAAAAUAAGGUACAAUUACAAACCCCUGAAUCCAGAAGGAAUCUAAGCCCAAUCCUUUGACCAAGACAAACAUAGAUUCAAUACACACACACACACUCCCUCACUCUCCUUCUCUUCACCUUCCCCUUUCCCUUUCAGAGCCAGACCACCCUUAUCCAAUUUCAAAAUCUAGAAAAAAACGACCAUUUUUAGAAAAUAAAAAGAAAUCACACGUGUCAAACGCAAAUAUCUAGACAAGGUUAGUCUCACCCAUGCGCCACUUUCAAUUCCUUAACCUGGGUCCAUACCGUGGGAUGAAAAAAACUGCCACGCCCCCAAAUCAGAAUUGGCUAAACCUAACCCAAACUUAGCUGGACAAACAGUGUGGACACUUUCCUUGAAACACAACCUCACCUUCUCCAACUAUAUAUAUAUAUGUAACAUGCUAACACUCACUUUCCCUCCUAAAACUAAACAAAACACAACCACAAAAACAAAAACUUACACAACAAACAACGUUGGUUACUGCUAGUAACUGAUAUAACUACCCCUUUUGCGCACGUUGUCCCGUUCACUCAAACAACUUCAGAAAACGAAACUUUCCUUCAGGUAUCAUGUUUUCCACCGACUCACAAGCGACCUCGCCGGUGUCGGGAGGUUCUCGUCCGGCGCUGUCGGACGAGGAAGUUUUUCUGGCGGCGAGCCACCCCAAGAAACGCGCCGGGAGGAAGAAGUUCCGGGAGACGCGCCACCCGGUGUUCCGCGGCGUCAGGCGGAGGGACUCCGGCAAGUGGGUGUGCGAGGUGCGCGAGCCCAAUAAGAAGACUAGGAUUUGGUUGGGGACCUUUCCCACGGCGGAGAUGGCAGCGCGUGCGCACGACGUGGCUGCGCUGGCGCUUAGGGGAAGGUCGGCCUGUCUCAAUUUCGCCGACUCCACGAAUCGGUUACCGGUGCCGGCGACGGCGGAUCCCCGGGACAUUCAGAAGGCGGCGGCAGAGGCUGCAGAGGCGUUUCGGCCCGGUAAUGAAUCGGGAAAGGAUGAUGAUGCGGUGGUGGAGACGGUGGCGACAGCGACGGAAAAUGAUGAAGAAAAAGAGAUGGAGGAUCUGAAGAACAUGGUGCUGAUGUCGCCAACCCGUUGCUUCGAGAGUGAUGAAUAUGGAAGUACGGAAAUGGAAUUUGAAGACAUUGAAGUUUCGUUGUGGAGUUAUUCACUCUAAUCUUUAACUCAUUAUUGGAUUUUUGAUUGCUAUUUUGGGAAAUCGAAUUAUUGUGAGCUUGGGAAUAGUACAAGAGUAUCCGUACUUAUAAUUUUUUUACUAGUACGAGACUGCUCAUUUAGGUGUCCCAACUCCAAAACCACCUAUGUAUGGAUAAGUUCACACAAAUUUGAAAUUUAAGUUGUGUAUAUACACAGUAGUGUAAAAUAUCAAGAAUUCUUAUAAGAUUUUUAAUUUUUUCGA
This is a messenger RNA of Vigna unguiculata (cowpea), 1494 nucleotides long. Its product is annotated as dehydration-responsive element-binding protein 1E. Gene Ontology annotation, biological process: regulation of DNA-templated transcription. NCBI's taxonomy places the organism in Eukaryota, Viridiplantae, Streptophyta, Magnoliopsida, Fabales, Fabaceae. The record is from RefSeq and is a predicted model, not a curated record. Gene Ontology annotation, molecular function: DNA-binding transcription factor activity; DNA binding.